AUGGCGAAGAUCGAGGAGAUGACGGACGCGGACGCGGCGCGCGAGGCGAAGACGCCGAACGCGAAGGCGACGGAGGGGACGAAGACGGCGACGACGACGACGACGACGACGACGACGACGGCGACGGGGGGGAAGCGGGACUCGACGACGGCGCCGAAGCCGACGCCGCCGACGAUCUCGCCGAAGAUGUUCAUCUCGCCGAUUUUGUUGAUGGGGGGGAAGCGCAUGGGGAUCGAUUAUAAGGAUCCGGCGCACGUGGCGAAGAUUCGAAUGUGCUUCGUGGUGGCGAUGACGAUGUUGGCGCUGUGCUUUGCGCAUUUGUGGGUGACCAUGAAGAAGAGGAAGAAGAAACUGGAGGAAGAUACGUGCGAGGUGAAGGUUAAGGAUGUGCAGAGUGGGGAGACGAAGACGGAGAAGGUGACGCUGUACGAACACGACGUGCGAGAGUUUCGCAAGGUGUUGAUGAGCAACAUCAUGGGCGGUUGCAUGGUGAGCAUGUUGCACUUUGCGUUCAAGGUCGUGCCGCCGUUGUUGUUGCAGUCGAUCAUGAUGCCGUUGAACUUGUGGGAUGGAAAUCUGUGGCAGGUGCACGUGCUCUCUCGCGGGGAAAAAGACAACGCCAAGUUGAGACGUCCGUGGGAAGAACCCGAGCAAAAGAGUCCGUUCGCGGCGUUCGCCGAGGCGAUGUCGCCGGAAACAAAGGCGAAUCCGAAAGCGAUCGAUGCAUCGCAAAAGAAAGCGAAAGAUGCGAAGAAGAAUCCGAAGCACAAGAGAUAA
Molecule: messenger RNA, 777 nt
Organism: Ostreococcus lucimarinus CCE9901
Lineage: Eukaryota; Viridiplantae; Chlorophyta; Mamiellophyceae; Mamiellales; Bathycoccaceae
Exons: 1
Coding region: 1-777 (258 amino acids)
Biological process (GO): protein targeting to ER
Cellular component (GO): mitochondrion; endoplasmic reticulum
Source: RefSeq, a predicted model, not a curated record